Nomia melanderi (Alkali bee) is the source of this 6262-nucleotide messenger RNA. RefSeq names its product DENN domain-containing protein Crag (gene Crag). Gene Ontology annotation, biological process: regulation of Rab protein signal transduction. Gene Ontology annotation, cellular component: cytoplasmic vesicle. Lineage: Eukaryota; Metazoa; Arthropoda; Insecta; Hymenoptera; Halictidae. Gene Ontology annotation, molecular function: protein binding. The record is from RefSeq and is a predicted model, not a curated record.
GUUCAUCGAGAGUAUACCACUCGUCCGUUAUACACACUUUCGUUAAAGGAAAAAAAAAUUCCAUUGUUUUAUUUUAUUAUAUUUUUUAUUGCCAUUAUUUUCAAAUAAUUCAAAGCGAGUAUAAUUUCAAUGGACGAGGUCUUUUGAUUUUUUAUUCGUUAUCAUUGCAUGUCUUUCCAUUGUCAUGUUUUAUUUGAAAUAAUUAUCAGCUACGAAAAGGCUAUCUACUGUCGGUUAUUUUCAGAAAUAAUUAAAAAGGGAAUAAUAAUUAAUGGAUUAUAUUGAGAUGUAACAAUGAAGAGUGCACCAUACUAUAUCUGACCAGAGUCAAAAGGAAUUCUACAGUGCGUAUGCGUGACUGAAAGGUUGGGCCCCUCACAUUCUUGCAUUUACAUCCUUGAACAUUCUUGAUUCAGCAAUUGUAUCAAGAACAGUGGAGAGAGCAAAAAACAAACAAUUCAAUUUUUUACGUUAACGCUGGUGGUAGUAUUUAUUUACAUACACAGUACCAUAGAAACUUCCUUAUACUCUUACAUAGUAACAUAUAUAUAUAUAUAUAUAUAGUUCAUUUCUUUAAAGUAUUUAUUUUAGUGAGUCACAGAUUAAAAGAUAAUAUAAAUGUAUUGAUUUCCACAAUUAUAUCUUUUUUUCAAUUUUUAAUAGUAUCAAUUAAUUGAAAAUCACACACUGAUGCUUACAGUUACUAAAAUAUCACAUAUCUACAAGUACGUUAAUGAACACCUAUGCUUGCCAUGUCGAGAUUCUUUGUAAAUUAUUAUCACUGUAAUUGUCAUUAAUGUUAUUAUAUUUAGAAUUACUCUAGUAUUUUCAACGAGUAAAUAAACACAAGCUAUAGAACAAACAAUAUACGAUAUGUGCAUAUAAGUGUGCACUAAAUGUAUUCAUCUCCAUGGUAUCCAACUUUAUAAUUUGUUCUCUAUAUUUUUCAAAGUUUGUCAAGAACGCAUCGUAUGAGUAUGUAGUAAUUUGUAAAAAAAAUAAAGCAAGUUUUCUUACAAAAAUUCAAUGUCUAUGGAAAAAAAAGUUUAUAAUUUUUGUAUUUGAAAUAUGACGAAAUUAUUUGAGAUAUAAUAAUUUCAAGAAUGGAACGUAUAUUUCUUAAUAAAAUAAUAACUGUUUAUAUUCGAAAAAUAUGACUCGAUAAUAAUUCUAUCGUAAGUAGUCAUGGAUGAAAGGAGGGUAGCAGACUACUUUGUUAUUGCUGGCUUACCUGGUCAAGAUAAUGAUUUUGAAAGUGAUAAUGAAACUCAAGAAAAAUUGGAAGAUUGGUAUCAAGAAGGGACACAUGUUAAAGAUGUACACAUGAAACCUCCGAUCACCGACCUUGCCAUUAUAUUCCCAGCGCUAGGCGAACAGUGUCCAGAUGGAUAUACUUUGUUAGAACAUACCGUUUCAGGAUUACCUGCUGAUUUAAACCAUGGAAGCUUAAGAACAAAUGAGUGUUAUUUAUGUUAUCGAAGAGGGAGGGAUAAACCUCCUUUAGUUGAUAUAGGUGUUAUAUAUGAUGGUAAAGAACGUAUAAUGCAAGAUGCAGAAAUGGUGUUAGAAACUCCUACAGGACAUUCAGCGAAUGUGAAUAAUUCAACGUCAAGAAUUUAUGUCACAUACAGACGCGCCAGUCAUAAAAUGCCAUGCAAUUCUUUAGUUGUGACUGACAUAUGCGUAAUUCUCAUGAAUAAAGGAGAAACACCUCCACAUGCUUUCUGUGUUAUCAAUAAAAAUCUAAACAAAGGCAUGUUGGGUAGUGAUGUAUUUUUAUGUUAUAAAAAAUCGAUGAAUCGAGCAAAUUUAAUAUCAUUUAAACCUGCUGUAUUAUACAAAUAUCCAAUGUCCGACUAUAAUAGUUUUGUUUUUCCAAAUUCUGUUGCAAUGUUCUGUUUACCAAUGGGAGCAACGGUAGAAUGUUGGCCAAAAAUGGCUUGUAAACCAAAGCCAGUAUUUUCGACAUUUGUUUUAACUGUUGCUGAUGCAGCUCAAAAAAUAUAUGGCUCAGCAAUUACGUUUUACGAAGAGCUUGAAUUAGAAAUGGAUAUUUUAAAUUUAAAAGAAAAUCAACAAUCAGUCGACAUUCUCACAGAGAACAUACAGAAUUCUGUUGACCAUACAAAAAUUGAUAAAGAACAUUCACAAAUAAGAGCACUUAAACAGACUGGAAUACUUAAGAAGCUUACUCAACUGCAGUUGGAAAAGUUGCAGUUCAUGGACCCUGCUUCUCAGUCGUUGAAUAUCAGUAAAUCGAUAUGUAUUUUAUCUCACUGGCCAUUCUUUGACACAUUUCAGAAAUUUUUAGUUUUUCUACAUAGCAUGGUUAAUAACAAACCUCAAAACGUUCCUAUCGAGAAAUAUAUAGCAUAUUUUUUGUACGAUAUACCGUUCCCAAGUCCGCAGAGACCAAGAAUUCUUGUACAAUUAAGUAGUAGUGACAGAUUAAUUUUAACUCAACCAGAAGAUUUAGCGCUGCCUAGAUCUGGUGCCAGUUUCCGGCAAUUACUCAUUAAUUUAGGGCCUGACAAUUGUUUACUUAUAUUGCUGUUAAUAUUAACCGAACAGAAAAUACUUGUACAUUCAUUGCGCCCUGACGUACUUACAUCAGUCAGCGAAGCUAUCGCAAUGAUAUUGUUUCCAUUUAAGUGGCAGUGUCCAUACAUACCAUUGUGUCCGUUAGGUUUAGCCGAGGUUUUGCAUGCUCCUUUACCGUUCUUAAUUGGCGUGGACUCUAGAUUUUUUGACCUAUACGAUCCACCCUCUGAUGUUAAUUGUGUUAAUCUGGACACAAAUAAUAUAGCGAUUUGCGACGAUAAGAAGUAUUUAAAUGUAAAAUUAUUACCUAAAAAGGCAGCCAGACAACUUCGUAAUUGGUUGGAACAUCUCUAUUCAAAACUGAUUUCUUUGGGGAAGAGUUAUUCAUCUAUGAAAGACACAGACGAUGAAGAAUUCAGUGUUGAUAAAGAAUUUCAACAAAAACGAAAGGAUCAAGCUUUGGAACUUGAAAUACAAGAUGCUUUUUUAAGAUUCACUGCAACUAUAUUAAAAGGAUACCGUGCUUUCUUAUUACCCAUUACAAAAGCUCCAACAGUUGGUUCGACAGAUCCGACUAGUUUGUUUAAUAUACAAGCGUUUCUCAGAAGUCGGGACAAAGCUCAUGCGAAAUUUUACAGUAUGUUAGUGAAGACACAAAUGUUUAUAAGAUUUAUAGAAGAAAGGAGUUUCGUAUCUGACAUGGACAUGGCGGGAUUAGCAUUUUUCGACGAAUGUACUGAACGCAUCGAGGAUGAGAAUGUACCACUUUUGGAAUUGGAUGAAUCUCAGCACAGUGAACGAACAGUAUUUAUACCUCCACCUGAAGCUGGGCCGAAUCAGACACCUAUCGUUUAUCGUACAUUUAAAUUGAAUCCUGAUUUAAUUAGGCCACAGAAACAUUUUAAUAUAAGAAAUGCUAAUUUAAGUGCCUUCGGUAUAAUACCAGGAAGUCCUAUGGCACGCAGAACUAAACACGAAAUUAAAGUGGCCCAAAGGAUGGCGCGUAAACAGGCAGCAAUGCCAGAUCGAUGGGGCAGAUGCCUACUUGGAACUUGUUACAGUCUUUGGUUUCUACAUUUACCUGCUAUGCUGCAAGUGUCUAACCAGCCAGCUACAAUCUUACAUCAGGCGUAUGAUUUACUAGUUAAAAUGCCGAAAUUACAUCUUGAUCCCAUUGAAGAGGUUUGUUAUAGAGCUAUGAUGCAACUUUGUGGUGUUUAUGGACAACCUGUUUUAGCUGUAAAAUUAUUAUUUCAUAUGAAACGUAGUGGCGUUCAACCGAAUGCUCUCACGUAUGGAUUCUAUAAUAAGGCUGUACUUGAAGCAACUUGGCCUUCUGAUAUGACUAAUUCGAGCCAAUUAAUGUGGAAUAAGCUGAGAAACGCCAUAGUUGGAGCUGCAUUGUUUAAGAGAGCUGGCAAACGAAGUGCUAGACGAAGAUUGAGUUCAAAUACGGAUUUAUUGACUGUCGACGGUAAAAUUGCGAAUAUGGAACAUGCAUUUUCUAGAUCUAGCCUCGAUAGCUCUCACUCUCAAGACACAGAAGCUGCGCACAGCGAUUCUACGAAAGGGAGUUCCACAUCAGAUUUACCAGAGUAUGGACCAUUCGAGAUUAAAAAACUUCCUCGUCAGAACAGCAUAGUGAAAGACACUAUAGCGUUAAAUGCUAUACAAUCGGAGGAGCUUAAUGAUUUACCAAUAACUCAAAGAUUGAUUUCGAACUUGGAGUCGCCGUUAAAGAGUCCCAUACGCACGCCAGUUACGGAGAACGAUCCGCUGGGUGCCCUGAUGAACGAUGAAACACCGAUUGUUUCACCUUCGGAAGAAAACGAUUCGAAUUGCUCAACGUGUACUUUAACUGUUUUUAAUAAUGUCGAAGAAAGACCGGGAGGGCCGCUAUUAUUUCGAAGCACUGUCUUGCCGCGUAGUGCAACAUUUCAUCAAACCGUAGAUGAAACCGGUGUAGCAAUAGGCGGUCAAUUACAAAGAAGCGAAACAAUGCCGCAUUCGGUAGCGCAGCAAGGUGAACAAGAUAAAGAUAGAGAGAGACUGGAAUUGAGUAGUCUUUGGUCCCAGAAAGAUAGUGUUACUUCAAGUUUGUCAAGUCUAGGUUCUAGUUUGAAACUCAGUUUCGGCACCACGAGUUUGACAGGAAAGAAAUCUAACGAAUUGAUAAUCGGCGGCUUAAACAGCUUAAAAUCGGCCGCUACAACGGUGGUAAAAAAGUUCGACGUAAUUAAAGAAGCCAUUUCUGCGAAUAGUACACCUGUGAAAAUUAAAGAGCGCGACCAUAAAAUGAUGCAUGGAGCAUCGCACGAAUCAUUAGAUUCACAGGCAGAUGGAUCUGUACAAGAUCGAAGUGAAGCCCUUAGAAUGUCUGUAGGCGAUGGAAAUAUAGAUCCUUACACUUUGUACGAUUUGGCGGAAUGUUUAUAUCCGAAGGGAUCAAGAGAACUUGACGAACGAAUCGCUGUUGAGCUCGUACUUUCUAGCGCUAGCCGAUGUCAUCAUUGUGCCUCCAUACUCUAUGAUGAAGAAAUAAUGGCUGGUUGGCAACCAGAGGAUUCGAAUUUAAAUACAGUCUGUCAGUAUUGUGACAAAGCGACGGUACCUCUGCUGACCAUAAUGAUAUUAGAUUAUAGAUGCGAGGAAAAUGAAAGGAAGAAUGAUCCUCUAAUGGGAGCACUAGUUGAACUUUUGGACAAACCGAAAGAGUUAUUAGAACCCACCACAGUGCCAUAUUUGAACCCUCUAGUUCUAAGGAAAGAAUUAGAAAGUGUCUUAAGUCAAGAAGGUGAUACAUGUCUUACAAAACAUAAAUUUAUCGAAGAACAUCCAAUAGUGUAUUGGAAUCUUAUAUGGUACUUUGAACGAAUUAAUUUAACGAGUCACCUGCCAGAUUUAUGGUUAAAUAAUGAUAAGAAGCACGAACAAAUAAGCUAUGGUGUAGUAGGUGUGAAAACCAUGUGGGAUAACGAGAGACUUCAUAUGGAUCGUUUGCCUAUGUACCUCCAAUGGAAAUUCAAUGUUGCAGAGGAUAAAACGUUAAUGCAGUCAGUGAUUACGAACGUUCGACGAAAUGAUCUAGCGGAACCUAUUAAAAGAGUGGCCUUAGAAAGAAGCAGAAACCAAGCACCUGACCAACCUCUAUUUUCUAUAUAUCGUGAUAUCUUGUUUUUGGCAUUUACUGUCUUGGGUAGAGGGAAUAUUGAUCAAGGUGUUUUCGAUAAAGAAUAUACUUUAUCAUUAGAGAAAUUAUCAGAAGGUGAAGAGAAGCUGUUGUGUAAAACUGAUGCUCCACCCUCUAUGAUGUCAGUGUUUUGCAGACAUUAUUUUAAGCAACUAAGCGUGUAAAAAUAAAGUAAAAGGUAUCGAAAUGGUGUAAUAUAUUGUGAAAAUGAAUAGAACAUUCAGGAGAAACAUUACAGGUUUAUCUGUUCAAGUCUGAUUUCAAAAUUCGUAGUGAAUCGAUUUCUUUUAGAUAAACGUGUGCGACUAUUAGGUUUGGAUACCACGACAACUGCGAUGACUUUUCCAUGAAAUUUUCGUAAAGGCACUCGAUAUCAUGAAUUCGCUUAUAAAAUGCAAUACACUUCUUUUCAUAUUCAAAGUAUGCAAUUACUAUAAAUAAUUUUUUAUUUAGAUACUAGGCUGCGCAUACAAUUUCUAAUGGCAAUGUGAAUAUCUUUAGUUGUAUCUAUCGACGUGAUAUUAAUGACUU